AUGGACUGGUCCCAGAGACAGCAAAUGUCCAACAGCAGCUUCCCCAAAGAGUUCCUCCUCCUGACAUUUGCAGACACCGAGCUGCAGCUCCUGCACUUCGGGCUCUUCCUGGGCAUCUACUUGGUUGCCCUCCUGGGCAACGGCCUCAUCCUCACUGCCGUAACCUGCGACUACCACCUCCACAAACCCAUGUACUUCUUCCUCCUCAACCUCGCCCUCCUUGGCCUGGGCUCCAUCUCCACCACUGUCCCCAAAGCCAUGGCCAACUCCCUGUCGGACACCAGGGCCAUUUCCUAUGCAGGUUGUGCUACCCAGGUCUUUUUCUUUCCUGUGUUUGGAGCAGCAGAGUUUUAUCUUCUCACCAUCAUGGCCUAUGACCGCUACAUUGCCAUCUGCAAACCCCUGCACUAUGGGACAAUAAUGAACAGCAGAACUUGUGUCAAAAUGGCA
Molecule: messenger RNA, 450 nt
Organism: Oxyura jamaicensis (ruddy duck)
Lineage: Eukaryota; Metazoa; Chordata; Aves; Anseriformes; Anatidae
Product: olfactory receptor 14I1-like
Biological process (GO): G protein-coupled receptor signaling pathway
Cellular component (GO): membrane
Molecular function (GO): G protein-coupled receptor activity; olfactory receptor activity
Source: RefSeq, a predicted model, not a curated record